UAGUCAUUUCAUUUUGUGAACAGUUCUUGUUCAGGCGCCGGUAUCUGCACCUCACGUUUCACAGAUCCUCUCACUAUUGUAUCAUCCUCACAUUGUUAUGUUUCUGUAUUUAUAAGAACAGUGGUUUUCCCUUAACGGCGUAUUAUUGCGAAGUGAGAAGUGAUAAUCUGGCUUGAAACAAACACGUCAUAAAUUAACUCGCGCUUAGACAUUCCGGUUCGCGUAAACAAGAUAUUGCCAGCUAGGCACCAUGCGGUCGCUACCUUUACCAUAUGCCGCACAGUAAAUAGUUGAAAAAAGCCGACAAUACUGUAUCAAGAUCCCAGUACUUUUUCAUACUGCAUAAAAACAUUUCCAGUUUUUUUUUUUAUAGAAAAAAUUUAGUUGUGAUUCAUAAAUGUUGAUGUAACAUUGAAAAGUGAAGUGUAUUCCAAUAUGGAUAAAAAAGUGGACUUGUUGUCUCUGAUAGAGUCAGACACGUGGACGGCGCCAAAUGAACUCAUGGAGAUAUUCUCCAUGGACCAGGACUAUUUGGAUUUUCUCGAAGAGUCAAUUCCAGAUUUCAACAUAUGCUCUGAAAAUGUAUCAGAAACCUCUAAAGCUAUAAGUAGCACCUGUUCAGACAGUGGAAUUUCCAGUGAUCAUGCUGAAUUCGAUUUUGAACAGCAACUGUCCCCGUUUCUCAUACAAAAUUCGUGCGAGGAGGAACUGCCGGCUCCGAUAGUCGACGGACCCACGAGCCCCAGCACUCAGGAUGUCGUCAUCCGGGAUUCGAAUGAUACGUCCAAUAGCUCCACGGACCUCGCGGACGACGUCUUCGAUAUGCAGGACUUCGAGCAGAACGUCGUCCCCGGAUUCAUUAAUGCGAAUACAUUCCACAGCCCGGGUAAGAACGGGCGAAAACGUCGCCCUUCAACGUCGUCGCUAAAUGCCGUCCAAACCAAACACCACAAGCCGACGAUAAAGUUGCCCGGGACCACGCAAAAACCGCAGCUAAUCGUGACGGCCCAACCGCAGAAACCGGUCAAAGUGGCCAACAUACAAGUACUGAACCCGCAGACUAAAGUCUAUUCGAAACCGGUCGAAUCAGUCGCGCCCCAGCGGCGAGUUAUCCGGGUGGCCCCGAUGGCGGGAAAUCCGCGCUCGAUAUUGUUGCCCGUCACGAUUAAAGACAUGAAAGAUUUGAAAUCGAUAAAGAUUAUAAACGCGGCAGACUUGAAGAACGCGUCGAAUAUAAAGUUGGCGGCGGCGAAUUUGUUAUCGCAAAGCAAACUCAACGACUUGAAAGAAUCCAGAAAUGAAUACGAGUACGAACACAACAAUAAUUGCGAUGACUCAGGAAGCGAACGCAGCGACGAUGACGACGACCACAAGGAGACUCAGGUCAGCGAUGGCCGCAACGGGUACCCGCGCCUCGUGCUCACCGCCGAGGAGCGCCGCCUCUUGGCGAAGGAGGGCAUCACGCUACCCACCAGCUAUCCGCUCACGAAACACGAGGAACGGGAGCUGAAGAGGAUCAGACGCAAAAUCAGGAACAAGAUCUCAGCUCAGGACUCGAGGAAACGCAAGAAGGAAUAUGUCGAUGGACUCGAAGACAGGGUAAAACAGUGUACUGCAGAGAACCAGACGUUAAUUAGGAGGAUAAAAAUACUGCAGUCACAGAACCAGUCACUGAGUGCUCAGUUGAAACGUUUACAGAACGUGUUAAAGGGUGCGAGUGGUAGCAGUACGAACAAGUCUGCCCAGCCGGCCACGUGUCUGCUAGUGCUGCUGUUGUCCGUGGCGCUAGUGGCGCUGCCCUCCCUCCGCGACGAGGCCCCGCCCCGCGCCUCGCCCGCCUCCCCGGCCGCGCCCGCCUCCCCUGCAGUCACGCGGGCUCUACUCUCCGCCACCAACAAAAUGACGUUGGAUGAGACGGUGAUCGACGAUGGAGAGUUCAACAUGGACGAGCUGAUCACCUUCAACCGCCCGCACUCGGACCACGACUACCAGGUCGUCAAGAACCUAGACACUCACAAGGUUCUGCCAAACGGCUACGUCGACCUCCCCAUAGACGAGGACUGGCCGCCUAAUCUCAAGAAACGUAUGAAAAAACUCGAAUUCGACUACGAAGACGGCCGGGAUUACCUAACGCCGGUAGUCAAAGAGGAGAAUUACGGCAGUUACAAGAUCGAAGCGAAAAUCAAACCGGAUCUCACUGAGGAUUUCUUGACGAACACGCUGCUGUCCACGGGACGGAAAUUAGGAGAAUUGUUCGACAUUAUGCCGCCGAUACCCGUCAAGAACGAAGACAUCGUCAUUGAGGAGGUAUCCGAUCACGAGACCAGAAACACGACCGAAGUCAGGAGUUUUGUUGUCAACGGCACCGCUAAUAACUUUUAAAUAUACAAUUAUUUAAUUCCUUUAAAAAUUCCGUUUACUUUUUUUUUGUUACCUUUUAAUAAUAAUUUUACUAUUAGAUUAUUUUCCUGAAUAUUUGUGGUUUUUUAUGUUUAUUUGUGAAGAAGAUGUAUGUGACUCAUGAUUCCAUAUUUUAAGAUCAAUUUUUAUUUUAAUAAUUUUAGUCUCUUAGAUUUUAUGUGUUAGUGAGAUCGUGAAGAAUGAUUAUUACGUAAAUUAAGAUUAUAAUUUUAUAUUAAUUUACUAUAUGCGGAGAGUUUAUAAUUUAUUUUUAAAAGUCAAAAUUAAUAUAUAUAUACAAAUCAAUUUUUAUAUUUUUUACAGAGAAAUUACACUUUCACUGUGCAUGUCUAUCUAUAAUUUUAAGCAUUUUAUUUUUUGGGUGCAAUUACAUUUUAGUUACAGAUUUAAUUGUUCUAGUAAAAAUAUAGUUCUAUCUCAAUAUUAGUUUUAGAUUAUUUUAUAUUAUCUACUUACAGAGCGGACAAGAUUCACUGUUGUGUUAUCCUAUACUGAUUAUUUUGGUUCGAAUAAAUAUUUUAUUGAAAA
This is a messenger RNA of Bombyx mandarina (wild silkworm), 2949 nucleotides long. RefSeq lists its product as uncharacterized. Gene Ontology annotation, molecular function: DNA-binding transcription factor activity, RNA polymerase II-specific; RNA polymerase II cis-regulatory region sequence-specific DNA binding. Gene Ontology annotation, cellular component: nucleus. Lineage: Eukaryota; Metazoa; Arthropoda; Insecta; Lepidoptera; Bombycidae. The record is from RefSeq and is a predicted model, not a curated record. Gene Ontology annotation, biological process: regulation of transcription by RNA polymerase II.